Pecten maximus is the source of this 3470-nucleotide messenger RNA. RefSeq names its product WD repeat-containing protein 37-like. The record is from RefSeq and is a predicted model, not a curated record. The coding region runs from base 166 to 1650 and encodes 494 amino acids. Gene Ontology annotation, molecular function: protein binding. Gene Ontology annotation, cellular component: preribosome, large subunit precursor. NCBI's taxonomy places the organism in Eukaryota, Metazoa, Mollusca, Bivalvia, Pectinida, Pectinidae. The transcript has 12 exons.
GGUAAAUCCGAACUUCCGUUUUGCUGUUUGACAGGAGCUGAUCAGUAUUAGCUAAUUGCUGUCAAAAGGUGAGAGUCUGCUGUGAUCCUGUGGUGUCGAUGACGUUCUAAUGGUGGGCCAAUCAGGUGCGAGAUCACAUCCCAAUUCGGCCAAUCAGAUUUGAGCAUGCCGACUGACAGUGUUGGGAAGUCAAUGAAAGUGAAAGCUGGUGCACGGGGAGCAGGGACAAGACAGGACGAUGGCAACUCUCAAGCCAUCAUGAGUAGAUACGAUUCGGACAUUGAUGGACUGCUGCCCCCUGGUGUCAGGGGAAGACUGAAUGACCUUUUCAGAGAAAUUGAAAGGGAAUUUGAGAAUUUGUAUGCAGAAAAUUUAGCAUUACAAGACCGUGUAGAGGGGCUGACCGAACGUCUGGAAGUCUGUUCUGUUGGAGAAAAACCAGCGUCUGAAAACCAGGACACUACUGACCACCUCGAGGUCAACAAACCCAAGCGAUCAGCCAGUCAGAUAUCUCAGAAGAUAAAAUCUACCUAUAAAGUAUCGACCAGUAAGAUUGUGUCCAGCUUCCGUAACCCUUCUCCUAUCUACGCUGUUGCCCGCGACUACCGAGGACAUCGAGAUGGGGUUUGGGAAGUCACAGUUGCUCGGUCAGAUCAACAGCUUAUCGGCACAGCUUCUGCAGAUCACACAGCCCGAGUUUGGUGUAUUCACUCCGGAAUGUGCCUGCUGCAGUACCAGGGACAUCAAGGCUCUGUUAACUCCAUCCGCUUCCAUCCCGCACAGGAGUUGGUACUCACAGCUUCUGGGGAUCAAACUGCGCACAUCUGGGGGGCUCACGUCAACAUCCCUAGUAUAGAGGUAAACAUUGGGGUCAACAUCCCUUCUAUAGAGAGAUCCCAUUCCUCGGGAGAAGAUGACCUGGAUGGAUCUGAGAAAGAGGACUCAGUUGAUGACUUUCUCGAGUCGACUCCCGAGGAGAGCUCGCUGAGAACACCUUCAAUGGAGCUGACUGGACACAAUGGGGUGGUGGUGUCAGCUGAUUGGAUGGCUGAUGGAGGUCAGGUGAUCACAGCAUCAUGGGAUAGGACAGCCAUCUUGUAUGAUGCUGAGUCCGGAGAACAAAUCAAUACUCUAACAGGUCAUGACCAAGAACUGACGGAGGUACGGGCCCACCCCACACAGAGAAUGGUGGUCACUUCAUCCAAAGACACGACCUUCAGGUUGUGGGACUUCCGAGACCCAAAUAUGCUGGUCAAUGUUUUCCAAGGUCACACGCAACCAGUCACAAGUGCCGUGUUUGCAGGAAGUGACAAAGUUGUUUCUGGUAGUGAUGACCGCACUAUUAAGGUGUGGGACAUCAAGAACAUGCGAUCUCCAAUCUCCGCCAUCCGAUCAGACUCAUCUGUCAAUAGAUUGUCUGUGUCCCAGGCACAUAACACCAUAGCUAUUCCACAUGACAACAGGCAUAUCCGUCUGUAUGAUAUCCACGGUAACAGAAUUGGAAGGUUACCUCGCAGUAACAGACAGGGUCACACAAAGAUGGUGACAGCCGUGGCGUGGGCCGACGAUCACCCCAUCUGCAACUUAUUCACCUGUGGUUUUGACAGACAGGUGUUUGGCUGGAACAUCAACAUACACAAUAAGGAAUAAACAGAGUUCCUUCCGAGAUGGAAAUCAUAACCCAUAACAUGUACAACCAGGAGAAGGAAGAUAAUCUUCGGAGACGAACAUCUUAAGACAGAAUUACGUUCGUACUCCGAGUUCUUUUCAUGCAGCUGCAACUGUUAUCAGCAAGUCAAUAAGCUAUUGAACCUUUGAAAAGUUGUUUCUUUUCUUUAAGAAAAGUUGUGUGUGUAUAAGGAUUGACAUAAGGGAGGUAACUCUCAAAGUGAAGAUGAAUCAACAGUAUAUAAUGCAGUUACAUGCGAUGUGGAUUUGAAAUAGAUAUCUUCAGGAUGUUCACUGUGAUAAGAUGAAUAUUUGUGAAUAAGGACAUCGGAUGGGAUGGUGAGAUAUUAUUACCGGGGUCACCAAGAUACUUCCAUAGUUUAUGGUCAAUUGACAAUGUGACAGUGUUGUAGAGUUUUUAGAGGUAGGAAUUUCAUAAAUGUAUGGAUUAAAAUUAAGAUGUUCACAGUAGUGUAGAUGGCUUAAUGAGUGCCCCUCCCCCAAUUUAAUUAAGACUUAAUUAGUGUCUAUACUGGCUAGUGUUUGUGGAAAUUUUUUUUAAUAGAAAAACUCUAUAAUUGCUAUUAUCCUAAGUUCCCAGUAGACUUUUUAGGUUUAAUAUGGUAAAAAAUAAGAUGUGUACAUACAACUAUUUAUAGACUUACAUACGGAAUGUUGCUUAUGGUACCGUUGUUGUUGUAUGUGUAAAUUUAGUCUGAAUUGUUCGGUGAUACCCGAUUGUGGGCAGACUUGGUACAGACCAGUAUACAUGUGUGAUAGAAAAAUCCUGUCUGUGCUGGGGGGCUUCAGCUAGUGACUUCUCUAUACUUGUACCACUAGGCUAAAGAGAAAUUUCCACUUGUCUGAACUAUUAUGGUCACCUAAACUCUUAAACGUAAUAUAUAUAAUCACUACUGGAAAUAUAGCCAUGAAAUAUGUGAAAACACCAGGAAAUUGCAGUCGUGAAAAGGCCAUGCAAAUUUUAAUUCAUGGUUUCUUCGUGUGGCUAUGAAAAAUAAUGUAUAAAUUUUCAUGUCUACUUUCACAGAUUUUUCACAUUUUCAUGGCUUUAUCAAGAUAUUUUCACAGAAUAUUCAUGGAAAAUUAUUCCAUUAGUGAAUAUUAGUGGCUAAUAAUGCGGGGUGGGGGGGUAAAGAUAUGUGCAAUACAACAUACAGGAUAUUGUAAUUAAUGACCAAUAACGUUCAUGUAAUAUCUGUAAUGUUGCAUUUCUGGUCUUUCUUUCUCCAGAUCUGUUCUUUUUGUUUUGUUUUUGUUUGUUUUUGAAUUUAUUAAAUUAAUGGUAGGUCAAGCUUGGUAGCUUCGUAUGGAUUCAAGUUUGAUGAAAUCAAAAUAUCUGUAGAAUCCUAUAAAGAAAUUUUGUGAUAUAAUAAUCCAAUAGGCAAUGCUAGUCAUAGGGACAUUUAAUGGUGCUCAUUUUAUGGGGUUUGUUGUCUCGUAAGUACUUGUAUUUCUAGAAGGGGAGAGAAGCAGAGGAAAUCUCUCAUUCUUUUCUUCGCAAAAUAAAAAUAACAGUGUCAGAUUGGUUAACUGAGAACAAAAAUAUCAUUCUGAUCAAAUUUAGUUAUAUAUCAUAAUUAUAGAGGAUAACAUUGAAUCAUGUAAACUAUUAUUUAUGUAUAAUUUGUUUGUCAAGAUCAAGAUCACCUGAGUGCUUGAAUCUAGUGAGUGAGACUAGUGCUGAGAAACCCAGACAUCACUGGAACUGUAUUUUACUACUAACAUAAUGUAAUGGAUCAUUUUACUGUACGGUACAGUGCUCAUUAAACCCGUUGAUGGAA